AUGACCACAGGACUGGCUGCAAAACGUACUCAGCUGUCAUCAUUUGAGCAGCGAAGAGGUCCCACUGAAAGUUUCGAGUUCAUCUGGCCGGCAAGUGAUGUCUCCGUCCAACUGGACGAGGUAGUACUCAUCAGGUGGACUCAGGCGAUUGAGAGUGAUGAGAUCGGAGCACUUUGGAUCUACCUAGUGGACAAAGUUGAGGAAUCUCGCGUCAUGAUAGGCCGCAACAUCACUGGCAGCGAGUCGGUCUGGACUGUACCUUUGGACAUCGAAUUCUUUGAGGUAGGGAGGUCUUACUGGUUUGAACUCGAGGUGUUCCCCAAACACAGAGUGGCCGUGUCAGAAAAGUUCAAACUCGUCAAGAGCUCCUCUCAGUUAUGGAUGAAGUCCCUAUCAUCACCUCAAACCGCUGUACCGACCAGUGAAGAUGAUGAGGUUUCUGGAACAUCGGAAUCAGACUACUUAGAAGCGUCCAACCCCGACACACAGACUCUAAGCGCGGGUGCCACGGUGGGAAUUGCCACAGGAGCACUAUUGGGCAUCACUCUCCUCGUGCUGAUCGGUGUUCUUGUCUACCGGAGGAAGCGGUCAUACAAAGGACAUCAUAAGACGGAGGAAGGUCAGGAUGCAGCCGUCGUGAGCAUCCCAGAACAACACUCGGGUACGAAUAUACCGGAGAUGGAGGCCUUUGGGCCGAAGGCACGCACUGGGGACAACGCGGGUGCGUGCGGUCAUACACCCGCGAGUAGAGAUUUCCAUGAGAUGGAGUAA
Diaporthe citri is the source of this 771-nucleotide messenger RNA. RefSeq lists its product as uncharacterized. The transcript has 3 exons. NCBI's taxonomy places the organism in Eukaryota, Fungi, Ascomycota, Sordariomycetes, Diaporthales, Diaporthaceae. The coding region runs from base 1 to 771 and encodes 256 amino acids. The record is from RefSeq and is a predicted model, not a curated record.